CACUGCCCUGGCUGGGAGCAUCAGUGUGUCCCUGCCCUGCCUGGGAGCACCAGGCCACAGCCUCUGCUCAGGGCUCGGCUCCCCUGCCCCUGCGCCUGUCUGUGUUGGACACAAGCAGGGCCCGCAGGGCUCUGGUGGCCCCAGGUGGGCUUGUGCCCGCAUCCUUGCUGCAGCAUGCAGAGGCCCCUGAGGCUCCUCCGCUGGAGCCAGCAGCUUCUGAUGCCCAGCAGCACUCCCCAGUCCAGAGACAGCAAUGUCCACCAGCUGCCAGAGGAAGGCCUGCAUGGGCUGCACCGCGCGGCCGCCCAUGGCAACCUGGCCUGGCUGAGGCGGCACUGGUGGCUGAAGAAACGAGGCAAAAACUGUCAAGACCAGGCAAAGCGGACACCGCUGCACCUUGCUUGUGCAAACGGCCAUGCAGACAUUGUUCGAUUCCUGGUGCAAGAGAAGUGCCUGCUGAACCUUUGCGACGGCACUGGCAGGUCGCCACUGAUGAAGGCAGUGGAGAACCAGCAUGAAGAAUGCGUGGUGAUUCUGCUAGAGCACCAUGCUGACCCAAACGUGGAAGGAUACAAAGGCAACUCUGCCCUUCAUCUGGCUGCCGCAGCUCCUAACACAUCUCUAGCAGAGAUGUUAGUUGAGCAUGGUGCACACCUUGAAGCAAAGAACUGGGAGGGAAAUACCCCGCUUCUUCUUGCUAUCUCCAGCCAUCAUAAAGAGAUGGUAAAGUUUCUUCUUCAAAAAGGAGCAAAUGUGUGUGCUCAAAAUGCGUUUGGAAGGUGAGGCAUUGCUCCAAGGUGCAUGUGGGUCUCCUUAGCAUUGUUACUGGAAGGAUCAGGAGAAAGAGAGUCAGUGUUGUCUGAGAGACAAUGGGCAUAAAGUGAAAUGAGGCCUUCCCACAGCUGGUCAGGA
This is a messenger RNA of Oxyura jamaicensis (ruddy duck), 912 nucleotides long. It is a transcript of the gene ANKRD7, whose product is annotated as ankyrin repeat domain 7. Gene Ontology annotation, molecular function: protein binding. The record is from RefSeq and is a predicted model, not a curated record. Bases 175 to 783 code for a protein of 202 amino acids. NCBI's taxonomy places the organism in Eukaryota, Metazoa, Chordata, Aves, Anseriformes, Anatidae. The transcript has 4 exons.